This is a messenger RNA of Nothobranchius furzeri (turquoise killifish), 3756 nucleotides long. Its product is annotated as potassium voltage-gated channel subfamily A member 3. Gene Ontology annotation, molecular function: delayed rectifier potassium channel activity; protein binding. Gene Ontology annotation, cellular component: membrane; voltage-gated potassium channel complex. The record is from RefSeq and is a predicted model, not a curated record. Lineage: Eukaryota; Metazoa; Chordata; Actinopteri; Cyprinodontiformes; Nothobranchiidae. Gene Ontology annotation, biological process: potassium ion transmembrane transport; protein homooligomerization.
GGGGGUUAUUCAACGACGUCACCUGUUUUGCUUUUUGCUAAAUUAGACACAUUUUACUUUCUUCCAGGCGGACCAUGACUGGAAAACCACCUUUUGUUUGUGUUUGAGGACCAAAUAAACAAUUUCAUUUAUUUCUGCGCAUUUACGUUGUUCUUGAUCCGGACUUAAACGGGUGUGAACGUGACUCCAUCAAGUGUUUUUGUUUACGGCGCACUAGCGUGGUUCCUCGGUGUUAAGCUCAUUCCCGAUCGGGCUGCUGCUGGUGGACGUCUGUCAGACAUCUGCUCGCUGUGGGCGGGUGUGUUGGUGUGUUUGACAUAGGAAUGGGGAGUGAAGCGCGGACGCGCACAGAUUGUUGAUGGUUAGACGGGAAGUAAGUGGCGGCCGCCUCAGCUCUCCAAAGCUGUGAGCUUUGGCUGAGAGUGACGCGGCGCGCGCUGCCCCUAACAGGGCAUUACACAUACACACCUGUAUGGAUGACCAGACCCCCAGCGCCACCCAGUCGCCCUCAUCAGCAAGGCACAAGGGCAGAAACACGACUGACAAUCGGAGUUAUGGAGAGACUGGGAAGGACAUCAACAUGACGGUGGACAACACGCUGGAGGACUCGGCCGUGCUCUCGGCGCCUCACGUGUCGGUGGAUCGAUACGAGCGCAGCCGACAAGGAUGCUGCGAGAGGGUGGUCAUCAAUAUUUCGGGUUUACGCUUCGAGACGCAGCUGAAAACUUUUAACCAGUUUCCAGACACGCUGCUGGGAGACCCCAGGAAAAGGAUGCGCUACUUUGACCCACUUCGGAACGAGUACUUCUUCGACAGGAACAGACCGAGUUUUGAUGCCAUCCUUUACUACUACCAGUCGGGGGGGCGCAUCAGGAGACCCGUGAACGUCCCCAUUGAUAUUUUCUCCGAGGAGAUCAGGUUUUAUCAACUCGGGGAAGAGGCGAUGGAGAAAUUCCGCGAGGAUGAAGGAUUUAUAAAAGAGGAUGAGCGCGUGCUUCCCAAAAACGACUUCAAGAAGCAGGUUUGGCUUUUGUUUGAGUAUCCUGAGAGUUCUGGACCAGCGAGGGGGAUAGCUAUCGUUUCAGUGCUUGUUAUUUUAAUUUCAAUAGUCAUUUUCUGCAUGGAGACUUUGCCUGAAUUCCGGGAUGAGAAGGAUUUGGCCACAGUGGCGCCCACAGUGAACGGCACUGCCCCAUAUGUACCAAGCCCCUUCACAGACCCCUUCUUUGUGAUUGAGACGCUGUGCAUCAUAUGGUUUUCUUUUGAGCUGCUGGUCAGGUUCUUUGCCUGCCCCAGCAAAACCACUUUCUCCAAAAACAUUAUGAACAUCAUUGAUAUUGUGGCUAUAAUCCCAUACUUCAUCACUCUAGGGACUGAGCUGGCAGAGAGACAAACCAACAGUGGCCAGCAGGCGAUGUCCCUCGCCAUCCUCAGGGUGAUCAGACUGGUCAGAGUUUUUCGCAUAUUUAAGCUCUCACGACACUCAAAGGGACUCCAGAUUCUGGGGCAGACGCUCAAAGCCAGCAUGCGGGAGCUGGGCUUGCUCAUAUUUUUUCUUUUUAUUGGAGUCAUCCUCUUCUCCAGCGCGGUUUACUUUGCAGAGGCGGAUGAUCCCUCAUCCAGCUUCACCAGCAUCCCGGAUGCGUUUUGGUGGGCAGUCGUCACCAUGACUACAGUGGGAUAUGGGGACAUGCACCCAGUCACCAUUGGUGGUAAAAUAGUGGGUUCGCUGUGUGCAAUAGCAGGCGUGUUGACCAUUGCUUUACCCGUGCCAGUGAUUGUGUCCAACUUUAACUACUUUUACCACAGAGAGACGGAUGGAGAAGAGCACCAGCAGUACCUUAACACAGCUAGCUGCGACCACCUCCCCUCUGAGGAGCUGAGGAGGUGCAGUUCCUCCUCUCUCAGCAAGUCAGAGUACAUGGUGAUAGUAGAGGGCAUCAAUAGUAUGCUCAAACAGCCCAACUACACCACAGAAAGCAACCAGAACUGUGUGAACAUCAAGAAGAUCUUCACCGACGUGUAAAUGAACCCAGUGGUGAAUUUUUAAUGAAGCAUGAAAACAUAUUAGGCCUAACUAUGAGUUGUGUUUAGCCAAUCAUGAUGUGUUAGUCCAUAUCUGUGGCUGAACGCAGCAAAGGUCCUUUUAAACCGACAUAAUCCCAGCCAGCAUGCAUAGGUGGGCCCCAUAUGGGAUAUUUAUGGGGAAUGAAUGGAGGACAGACACUCACUUUUGGUAUGCAUACAGUCACAAAAACAUAACAUUCAUGAUUGAGAUACAGGUGUAGCAUUUACCAUAGCAUUAAAUUCUGCCUCAUUUCAGUAAAAGUGAAUAGAGGUAAUGAAGGGAUCCAAAAUUAUACCAAUGGCCACAACAAAUUAGGGCUGUAGUUUGGGUCGAACCAUCUGAGUCCCGCUGAAAACCUCUGUGGGGCCACGAUGGAAACCAACACAAAACCUGUUGCAACCCAUUCUGUUUCUCAAAUACACCGCCUGGUCAAAAAAGAAAGAAAAAUGUUGCCACCUGGAUUUAUGUAAGCAAAUAGAAACCUCCUAUUGGAUAAUUACUGCAUGGGUGAUUAUAUUUCAGCUGCAAAGUUAUUGAACCCCAACUGGUGCAAUGAGCUGCUUCUUAUUUCUUAAACAAGCACGUGGAAAGACACAUCAGGUGGUCAUGGAAAGGUGUUAGUCUGGGUGAGAAGGGUCAGAUCGUCAGCAUCAAGCAGAGAAAACAUCUAAGGAGAUUGUAGAAACGACUAAAACUGGGUUCAGAACUUUCCAACGUGUUAUGAAAAACUGGUCUGAUGAGUCCAGAUAGACCCUGUUCCAGAGUGAUGGUGCAUCAGGGUAAGAAGAGAGGGAGAUGAAGUGAUGCGCCCAUCAUACCAAGUGCCUACUGUACAAGCCUGUGGGGGCAGUGUUAUGAUCUGGAGUUGCUGCAGUUGGUCAGGUCUAGGUUCAGCAACAGGAUGUGCUCCAAGAAUGAGGUCAGCUGACUAACUGAAUAUCUUGAAUGACCAGGUUAUUCCAUCUUCUCUGAUGGCACGGCCAUAUUCCAAGAUGACAAUGCCAGGAUUCAUCGGGCUCAGAUAGUGAAAGAGUUGUUCAGGGAGAAUGAGACAUCAUUUUCACACAUGGCUUGGCCCCAGCGUCCAGACCUUAACCCUGAUGAGAAUCUUUGGGAUGUGCUGGAGAAGGCUUGGUGCAGCGGUCAGACUCUACCAUCAUCAGUGCAAGAUCUUGGUGACACAUUAAUGCCACACUGGAUGGAGAUAAAUCUGGUGAUGUCAGAAGCUUCCAUCUGGGGCCCACCUAUGUAUGCUGGCUGAGAUUAUUCAGUUCCUCUGGAAAAACCAAUUGGGGGUUUAACGAACAAUUGAAACUAUCAUUAAACCUGAUAUGUAUUUAUAGCAUAAAUUUGCCUCAUGAUGCCUACAUAUCAUUGUUAUAAUGCAAAAGUUGUUCCCGACUGAAGUACAGGUGUCAUCUCUACCAAAAAUAAAAAAAUGAAUACUAAAAACAACAUUGUGUCCUUGGUGGGAAGAACCGUUUUGUUGUCUUAUCCACAGCUUAUGGUGUUUAUGUAGCUAGAUGCUUGCUGGGGUUAUGUUUGAUAUCACCACCCAUCCAUGUGUUGACCUCUGCAGCGGUGCAGAUGGAAACGCUUAUCAUACAUUUUAAAAGUUGAGCUUUUCUUGUAUUUUCAUCCAGAAAUGCCUAUAAUAUAAUCUAUACUGAAUAAAAGAGUGAAGUGAA